AUGAACCCUAUGCUAAAGGACAGCAACACAAUAGCCACAUCAAAACUACCCCGAAGGGUAAAAAGAAAGAAGGGUCUGGGACUAAAGGAUGCUCAAGUAGCAGAAAACCCCUCAGAAUUCUCAUUUGCUAUAGCCAAAAUUGCAGUAGCUCAAAUCUGUCAAUCAGUCGGAUUCAAAACCUCCAAAAACAAUGCUCUUGAAACCUUAACUGCUGUUUCCACAAGAUAUCUGGAAACCAUUGUGAGAUCAGCUGCCUCAUUUGCUAAUACCUCCAAUCGUACUGACUCCAACCUCUUUGACGUCAUCAAUGGUAUUCAUGAUCUGUGUUCUGUUCGAGGAUUUCUGGGUGGUUCGGCGAUGCAUAAAGGUGACCUGCUGAGGUCUUCAGCUCUAAAAGAGAUUAUGAAUUUUGCCAACAACUCUGUUAAAGUUCCUUUUGCUAACCAGAUUCAAUUGCGAAAUGUUUCCGAAGUAACCAUUGAUUCUGGUACAUCAAUGUGUAUCUCUAACCAAUCCAAAUCUCACAUACCAAGAUGGCUCCCACAUUUUCCUAAGCAAAACUGUGAUCAGGUUUUAGUUAAGGAGAGGAAAUGUGGUGAGAAAUUGUGGGAACACUCACUUGCUGGGGACGAAAACAGCGUCGUAUCACAGAGCAAUCACGUGAAUGGAAAAGAAGAGAAAGUCACAAGGAUGGAACUGCCAAAGGGAAGAGAAAGAAUGAAGUUUAAAAUUAGAGGGGAGGAGGAGAAGCGCGUUGGCUUGGGUGUGAAUAUAAUGAAUGGGGUUUGCAAAGGAAGGAAACGAGUGACUUGGAAUCAUAACAAAAUGAAUGGUUUUAUUAUUGAGGACGAUCAAGAUGAGAAAAGAUAG
This is a messenger RNA of Sphenostylis stenocarpa, 870 nucleotides long. Lineage: Eukaryota; Viridiplantae; Streptophyta; Magnoliopsida; Fabales; Fabaceae. The record is from the annotation of a GenBank genome assembly.